Plectropomus leopardus (leopard coralgrouper) is the source of this 3041-nucleotide messenger RNA. RefSeq names its product G protein-coupled receptor 157 (gene gpr157). NCBI's taxonomy places the organism in Eukaryota, Metazoa, Chordata, Actinopteri, Perciformes, Serranidae. Gene Ontology annotation, molecular function: G protein-coupled receptor activity; cAMP binding. The record is from RefSeq and is a predicted model, not a curated record. Gene Ontology annotation, biological process: cell surface receptor signaling pathway; adenylate cyclase-activating G protein-coupled receptor signaling pathway. Gene Ontology annotation, cellular component: plasma membrane.
AGAGGGAGGGGUGAAACACGGGGAGAAAAGUUUGUUUGGCUGCCUCAAAAGCAAUGGACGGAGUUUGUUAAAUCAUAUAGCUCGACUCGCCUGGUUUACUAAGAAAAAAAAUGCGGAAAGACUACAUACUAGUAAUGACUAAAACGUACAACACGAUAGCCUAGUCUGCUCGGGGGAGGAGUGUUUACAAAUGUUGCUAGACGUUUAACGGCAUCUAAUCACACUGAGCGAUGGCAGAUGGAAAUCGGACGGUUGUGUACUUGUCUGAGCAGGUGAUAGUGUUGUGUUCGUGUGCGCUGUCGUUUCUGGGCUCUUCGCUUAUCAUCCUCACCUUCGUUAUUUGGUCAGACUUGAGGACGACUCCGAGGAGACUGCUGGUGUACCUCUCGGUGUCCGACUGGCUGUCCGCCGUCUCCUACGCCUUCGGGGUCUGGAGAGUUUUCCACACCGACUCGCUGGAGUGCGUCGCUCAAGGAGCCAUAUCUACUUUCGCCAACACCAGCUCCUUUUUCUGGACCGUGGCCAUCGCUGUUUACCUGUAUGUUUUUAUCGUGAGGUCCAGCCAGAGGGUCGCUGACAGCUUGGUGGUGUUUUUCCAUCUUAUUAGCUGGGGCGUACCUCUAGCCAUCACUGUUGCAGCCGUUUGCCUGAACAAGAUUGGCUAUGACGCGUCAGAGGUGUCGGUGGGCUGGUGCUGGGUCAGUAUCCACGCUCCCGACCGGGUCCUGUGGAUGCUGCUGACAGGAAAGAUCUGGGAGUUCCUGGCGUACCUCACCCUGCCGGUCCUCUACAUCCUGAUCAAGAGGCACAUCCACGUAGCGCAUGCUGCCCUGUCCGAGUACCGUCCCAUCUUGGCCAACAGGCCGCUGUCACACUCCUUCUCCUCCAUGGCUGAUAUGAAGCUAACACUCAUUCCCAUCAUCUUUAUUGUCCUCCGCAUUUUGAGCACAGUGCGCUUUAUUCUGCUGCUAGCCGGCUCUUCGGCCAGACAGAACCCAGUGCUGGUCACUCUACAUGGAAUUGGCAACACCUCACAGGGAGCAGCCAACUGCAUCAUGUUUGUGUUACUUACAAGGCCAAUCCGCACUCGCCUCUGCACCGCGCUCUGCUGCUGCUCCAAGCGUCAAGCAGAUGUGCAGCGCUCGCAUGACACCCCCCACAGGCUGCUGCCGGGACAGGACACCACCACACAGAGAGAGGCAGACAGCACCGGUCGAUCCGGGGCUGAUAGAUGAUAUCCUGUUGACGAGAGGACGAACUAAGGUUGACGUGAAGGUAGCAGUGGAGGUCUCUGCCUUACAUUGAGCCUUAUUACAGCAAGUGCCUGUUAUGAGGGUUGGAGAUUCUGCAGGUGCAUGCACAUCUGUUUCACAGAAACAGUCACAUGUGUGCACUUUGGGUGAUGAGCAGAUGCAGCCAAACUAUGCACCAGCAUUUGAUGAAGCAUUUGAAGUGUUGCAUUCUGAAUAUGUUGCACAUGGAUACGGUAGUUUUACAGGUGUGCUGUAGUUUAAAGUGCCGUCUCACUUUAAGUUGGUUUUUUUUAUACAUGUUUUCUGAAUUUUGACAGGCUGGUCACUCAUUUAAAAGACAGUUUUCAGCUUUAUUUAUCACGUACUGUGUAGAUUCACUUACAUUCUGAGUUAAUGUUCCGUUUUUAUUUUUUUCCGUUGAGUAUCCAGGUACUAUAUUUAUGGGAAAAAAUUACCCACAUUUCAGUGCCGGUACAAGAUUCUUCCUUUAAGUGAUGAACUGAUACUGAACUUUCACAGAAAGCUUUGAAUGAUGAUCCAACCAAAAGCUGAUCUUUCAACUAUCGAACAGUCUGUUGGCUUGGAAGAUGGGUGUGAAACAUUUGUGGUACGGCUGCAAACAACAAUUAUCUUCAUUGUUGAAUAAUCUGAUAAAAAAAAAAGUCAAUCAGUGUUUCAGUGUUUACCAAAGCCCAGAGUAAAGAAGUAAAUAUACAUUAUAUAAAUACUGAUAUUUGAGAAGCUAGAAUCAGAGAAUUUUUGGUUAUUUUCAUGUUGAAGAAAGAUUAAACCCAUUUACUGAUUAUCACAUUUAUUGGAGAUUAAUUUAAUAGUUGACAACUAAUUGAUUAAUCCAUCUGUUGUUGUGGCUCCAGUUUUUGGUCAGUUUUAGUUUAUCUCAGAGUCAGUACAAUACUUCUCUACUCAUUGUUAUGCUAAAAUAUGGCUCAGUAGUCUGCUUAUUACAGAGUUUUAGUCAUAUUUUGGUGAAUCAGAGUUAUACAAAGUUGUGGAUUAAUAAUGUAGAAGAAAAUAAUGCCGCUGGUGUGAUCAUCAUUUGUAUAAAAUAAUGAGCAAAGCCACUGUGACCCACCCAUAGGUUUGUGGAGUUUAAAUUUCUGCUGUCACCAUCUUGGAUUUUUGGAGCUAGAAGUGAUUAUAUUUUGACAAGAGGAUGGAGUUAACCCUAACAUUUCCUGCUAGUUUGGAUAGCGCAGUGAAUUUACAUAGAUGGAUAGCCUAACCGUAAUAAUGCCAAUGCUAAUUUUCACUGGCAGAAAACAGGCUUAAUACCUUUCAGACAAAUUGUAGCUACCUGAAAAACCGAACAUCCAAGUCCUUAAAGGUACUUUUAGUGCAACCAAACACUGAACAAGACCAUUUAAGGGGAAAAUGUUACAAUGAACUUUUAUUUCCAAAGUGAAAACCUGUCCCCAUUACUAUCCUUCAUAACUGGCAUGAAUUAAAGUUGCCCGCAGCUGUUCUUCUGUUAUUGGGCAAACUGCAAACUUUUUACAGCCAUCUUUUAAGCAAGAUAUAAAAAAGAGUGUUUUUUCUUUGUGUUUGUUUACAUUUUGGGUAGUAUUCCCUGUAAUAUGUUGUGCAAUGUAACUUACAUAUCAAAUUCCAACUUAUGUCCCAUUUAACUUUGUUGUGUGAAAGGUUUUUGUGCAAGAAACUUGAUAACAUUUGAUUGUCUCUUUAAAGAAAAGUGACAUUAUAUGGGUCAGUUUUCUGUCAGAGGUCAAUUUACUUAAAAUGCAUUAAAAGUUACAUUGAAAUCUUAAA